UAUUAAAUAAAUAAACAGUUCGUUUAAAAAUAAUCAUUAAUGCAUCGCGAAAAAGUCCUGCACUAGACUUUUGCACAUAUCUAUUGCUCCAUUCACUUUGCGGUAUCCUUCCAACCACUGGAAAUGUCUCGUCACACUCCCACAUCACAAGCGUACGGGAUUUUAACUGGAAGGCAAGAUCAUUGCCUUGCGUCAUUUCUUCGUGUAACGGUGCUGAUUGCGGGUGCCAAAGUUUUAUUGUUAAUUAUUUAUACAAAAAAGUGUUUAAAAGGAAACCAGAACACAGUGAUGAUCGUUUCGGUUUUUAUUAAUUUAAUAGUAGUGCAUAUUUUUAAUAUUGUGUUGUUUAUUUUAAUUCUCGGAAAAUGAUACUUGUCGGUUUAAUAAUUGAACAAAUCUGUGUUAUUUAAUACAUUUAAAAACAAAUAUUCCAUUAUUUGUGUCUUUUUAGAACUAUGCUUUUUCUUUUGGUUUUUUCUUCGUUAGCAUUACACGCCGCCAUCUUGAAUUGUUGGUUGCUUUCAUCUCCCACUGAUCUUCGCUGGAACGAAGACGGCGAAAAAUAAGAUUACCGAGAAUUAACACAAAUACUACAAAAAUCUAGAGUUAAACUUGUUAAUAGUGAAUUUCAAUUCAAGUAUUCAGAUCUAAUUCUUAAAUUAAGAUGGACUUCGGACUUUCGUGUAAAAAUAAGCAAUAAGAAAUUCGUAAUGCAUAAUGUUCGAUGUUAGGUGCCCCUCUCCUGACCUUGAAGUAGGAAUCGCCAUGGACAUGCAAUCGCAGCGCCCCAUAACGUCCGGCAGUAGGCAGGCUCCGGAUCCGUACGACCAGUACUUGGAAAGCCGCGGACUCUAUCGGAAACAUACGGCCCGGGACGCCUCCAGUUUAUUCCGGGUGAUCGCCGAGCAGAUGUAUGAUACCCAGAUGCUGCACUACGAGAUUCGUUUGGAGUGUGUCCGCUUCAUGACCUUAAAACGACGCAUAUUCGAAAAGGACAUUCCCGGUGAUUUCGAUAGUUAUAUGCAGGACAUGUCCAAGCCAAAGACUUAUGGAACUAUGACAGAGCUACGCGCUAUGUCUUACUUGUAUCAUCGCAAUGUGAUCCUGUAUGAGCCCUAUAACAUGGGAACCAGCGUCAUUUUCAAUCGUCGCUAUCCGGAAAACUUUCGGGUCUUCUUUAACAACGAGAAUCACUUCGAUUCUGUCUAUAAAGUGGAGUAUAUCGAAAACGCCGCCAUUUGUCAAUCGAUCGCCUUUAAGUUGCUGUACCAAAAGCUGUUCAAGCUGCCAGACGUAUCAUUUGCUGUGGAGAUUAUGUUACAUCCGCACUCUUUCAAUUGGGAUAGAUACGAUGUGCAGUUCGAUGACAAGGGCUAUAUGGUUCGAAUUCAAUGCUCCGACGGUCGAGUUUUUACGCUUGAUCUGCCAGUUAAAACCAACUGCAUAUUGGAGAACUAUAUGCUGUGCAAUUUUCACAACGGCAGUGCGAAUCAGAUUUAUAAUAGUCGAAAGGGAGGACGGCGGGAAUUGAAGCAACAGGAGCAGGAUCGAAAACAGACUGGCCACGAAUCGAAUGACCAGAUGCCUAUGUGUCCUAACCGAUUGGAGUCAUGUGUGCGUCAGCUUUUGGAUUAUGGCAUUACACCGUUCCCUUACAAGGUGGCCAAGUCCAUGGACCCCUUCAUGUAUCGAAAUAUAGAGUUUGAUAGUUGGAACGAUAUGCGAAAGGAGGCCAAGCGCUAUAAUGUCUAUGUCAAUGACUAUAACUUUAAGGUGGGCGCCAAGUGCAAGGUGGAGUUGGAGAACCAAUUGGAGAUGUCUACGUGUCACAUUCAAAACAUCUCCAAAGACAGGACCCACAGCGUCGUCUUUGUGGAGGCGAUUGGCAAAAAGCUAUGGGUUCCCUACGAAUCGCUGCAUCCCCUGCCGCCUGAAGAGUACCGUCCUUGGUCAUUGCCACUCCGCUAUCAGCGCCAUAUAAAUCGCAUGCCGAUGCCCAAGUUUACCGGAAAGGCAAACAAGACUUCCAAAUGGAAGAAGAAUAAGGUGUUCGAAAUGGGUCAGUACUUUGAGCCCAGCAAAUGUGAUUUGAUGCCGAUCCAGGGCUAUAUUCCCUUGGAGAAUUGCUAUCAGGAGGUUCACCAUCAAGAGGAUGAACACCGCGAACACAAAGAUCCUGAUCAGAAUGACCAAAAUCCGGUUGCGGAGCAACGGGAUCGUGAGGAGUCCCAGAAGCCCGAGCAGCAGCAGCGUCCGAAGGCACCAAGGGUUCAACGGCAGAGCUCCAAUUCUAGCCAAAACCAGGAGAUUCCGGUUUCUACUGCCCCACCCCCUCCACAAUAUAUGAACUAUUUGCCUCUGUUGGGAGGCCGUCCUGGUCAGGUUCCACCUCCUUGGCCUACGUCUCCGCUGGCUAUUUCCGAGGAAUUUCAAUAUCCCAUGGGUGGACCACCGCAACCUCCGCCAGCCGAAGGCUGUGUUUACAUGCCAUUUAGCGGUUAUGGCCCACCACCACCUGGAACUCUAGCCCUGCCGGGGCCGCAUUCAUUCUUGCCGCUUCCACAACCUCCGCUGAAUACUCCUGGUGUGGGCGAGCCCCGUCGUUCCCUUCAUCUGAAUGGCGAGGAUUUGCCAGUGGAUAUGAUCACUUUAAGAUACUUCUACAACAUGGGCGUUGAUAUGCAUUGGCGCAUGGCGCACCAAACACCGCCUGAGGAUCAUGCGACAUUCGCUUAUACUCAACUGAACAACACGGACCAACAGCAAGGAAGGAGUGGCCCCGGAGACGACCAUUUGGCUGCCGGAUCCACGCCACCACCUUCGCCAGAAUCGGGAAAUGCCCCGGAGCAGCCACCGCUGGAAAAAGCCAACUACACCAAGCGUAAUUUGAAUGUGGGAAAAAUCCGCGUUAAACGUCCGGAGCAGCUACAAGAUCUUAAGGAUCCACUGGGACCAGCGGCCUUUUUGCCCACGCCCACGCCCUCCCCGAGUUCGAAUGGCAAUCAUUUUAGUUACUACACUACGCCACCACCACAUCCCCUAAUGUCGCCGCCAAGGCUGCUCCAACCGCCGCCGCCACCGAUUUUCUUCCACAAGGCGGGACCGCCACAGUUGCCAGUGUCAUCUCCAGGACAGAAUCACUAUGCCUGGGGAAUGGCAGCUCCAGUGGUUGGCCCAUAUGAGGUGAUCACCAACAACUAUAAUAUGGAGUCGCCGGCACAGCCACAGCCACAGACGCCACAACAGCAGCAGACAUCGGCUUUGCCAACAGCUCCCGUGCCCACCCAAUCCCAGCCAGCAGCUGUCUAUGCUGCACCGCGUCAUCACUAAAACGAGGGGGGGAAACAGAACUACAGAUCACUUCGAAGAGAGAGGCCAAUUCCCAUUUGAUUGCGUUUAAUUCCAUUUCCAAUGACUUUUAAAAUUUAAUCUAACUUUUAAAUUUGUAGUCAACCUUUUAUAGGCCACCUGUUCGUCGAUGGUGCUCUUUCAUUAAUCAUUAUUCAACUUCUGUUCACAACAAUCGAUUGCAUAAUUCAGCGCAACUGUCAAUUUAACUUCAUUUUAAACUUGUAACUUAACGUAAUUUUAUGCGAUUUUUUUAAAGUUAGCAAAGGUAGCCGGCAUAAAAACAACGAACCACGUAUUUAUAUGAUUUAUUUAAAAAAAAAAAACUAAACAAACAAAAAACCCUUCCAACUAAAACACUAUAUAAUCUUACAUAUAUAUUUAUAUACUUGCUGAUCGGCUAGAGACUCACCUAUGUAAAGUGUUCAAGAAAAUUAACCAUAAAUAAAACAAGAUUCGAGAGUAACGCAAAA
Messenger RNA from Drosophila eugracilis, 3821 nucleotides. RefSeq names its product protein ovarian tumor locus. Bases 718 to 3330 code for a protein of 870 amino acids. The record is from RefSeq and is a predicted model, not a curated record. Lineage: Eukaryota; Metazoa; Arthropoda; Insecta; Diptera; Drosophilidae. The transcript is spliced from 9 exons.